AUGGCGCGACAACGACGCCCCUCGACGGCAUCGACCAACACCCCCGACAACUCCCNNCUCCCACCAGAGUCCGAGCUCGGAUCUAUGUACGACUAUCUCGCCAAGAUCAUCCUCCUGGGUCCUUCAUCAGCCGGCAAGUCCUGCCUACUCCACCGCUUCGUCAACUCGUCCUGGCGCAUUCUCUCCUCUCAAACCAUCGGCGUAGAGUUCGCUACCAAAAUCGUAAAAGUUGGUGACGGCAAUCGUAGAAAGAGGAUAAAGCUGCAACUCUGGGAUACCGCCGGCACCGAACGCUUCAGGAGCGUGAGCAGAAGUUACUAUCGCGGUGCUGCUGGCGCAAUCUUGGUUUACGACAUCACGAGCAGAGACAGUUUCACACAGCUGGGGACCUUCUUGAACGAUGCCCGUGCUUUGGCGAGUCCGCAGUUGACCCUUCUGUUGGCUGGUAACAAAUCCGACCUUGCGGACCCCGUCGACAGCGAUGCAGAGAGCGAGGAUGAAAUGGAUGACGGCGGUGCCCUCUCACCGCCAUUUGGCCAGACGCCCUCGAGCUACGAUUCACGUAGGUUCGACAGCAUCGCAUCAAGGGGCACUAUACCACGAGGCGGUAAUGGUACACGCGCUACUUUUGCGCCCGAUGGUCGCCAAGUCUCUGCACUCCAAGCAACACAAUGGGCAACUUCACAGACCAUUCCUCUCGCUGUUGAGGUCUCAGCUUUUAAUGGUGACGGUGUGGAUGAGCUAUUCAAUCGUCUCGCACGUAUGAUUCUGGCAAAGAUCGAGCUCGGAGAGAUUGAUCCUGACGAUCCGCUCUCCGGUAUUCAAUACGGCGACAGCUUAUCAUGGGCAAUUGACGAUGGUGGAAGCAGUAUAAAGAGUGGCAUGGAUGGCCCGAGAAGACGAAGAAGGAGAGCUGGUACAGGGCAGUGGGCUUCAGGUUUGCGCGAGUGGGAAGAAGUCUUCAGACUUGACGGCCCGAGGCGGAAAGGCUGCUGUUAG
This is a messenger RNA of Aureobasidium musti, 999 nucleotides long. Lineage: Eukaryota; Fungi; Ascomycota; Dothideomycetes; Dothideales; Saccotheciaceae. The record is from the annotation of a GenBank genome assembly.